UGUUCACACGUAGUGGACGUCUGCUACCCUUCUCUCUGUGCUCGAUGGUGCACACAGGAGACGCUCUGUGUCGGUCCUCCGCGCCGUCUCGAUGGUGCUCCUAGCUGGUCCUGCAGCGGGUGAAGUGAGGAGGAGGAGUGGGUGGAGCUGCGGCUGCUCGCUCCUGCACACCAGUCGUUUCUUCUUUAUCCACUUCACGCAUCUUCUCCUACAAAGCCUGGAGGAGCCCGGGCCCGGCAAUGGACUCUCAGAAAGAAGCUUUGCAGCGGAUCAUCACAACACUUGCUAAUAAAAAUGAUGAAAUUCAGAAUUUUAUUGACACAGUGAAUCUUGUACUGAAAGGUGUACAGACUAACUCUACCAAAGUGCUGUCAGACUUGGAUGAAGAGUUUGAUAGCCUUUACUCCAUGCUAGAUGAGAUGAAGGAGAGCAUGACAAACAGUAUAAAGCAAGAACAGGCCCACAAAACCCAGGAGUUACAGAAUCAGCUGUCCCAAUGUACAAAUGCCCUGGAAAGCUCAGAAGAGCUAUUAGAAUUUGCUUCACGGAGUAUGGACAUAAAGGAGCCUGAGGAGUUUUCCAAGGCUGCCAGACAGAUCAAAGAUAGAGUCACAAUGGCUGCCGCUUUCCGUCUUUCACUAAAACCAAAGCUCAGUGACAAUAUGACACAUUUGAUGGUGGAUUUUUCCCAAGAAAGGCAAAUGCUCCAGUCCUUAAAAUUCUUGCCAGUGCCUAAAGCACCAGAGAUAGAUCAAGCAGAGUGUAUAGUAGCUGAUAAUUGUGUGACAGUAGUAUGGAGAAUGCCUGAAGAAGACAACAAAAUCGACCAUUAUGUUCUGGAAUAUAGGAAAACAAAUUAUGAUGGAUUGCCAAGAGUUAAAGAUGAGAGGUGUUGGGAGAUGGUUGAUAAUAUAAAGGGAACAGAGCACACACUUUCUGGCUUGAAGUUUGACUCCAAAUUUAUGAACUUCAGAGUACGAGCAUGUAACAAAGCUGUAGCAGGGGAAUACUCAGAUCCAGUCACACUGGAAACCAAAGCACUGACCUUUGGCCUGGACAACACAUCAUCUCAUCUUAACUUGAAGGUGGAAGACUCAUAUGUAGAAUGGGAUCCAAUGGCUGGGAAGAGUCAAGAAAGUAAAGUGAAAGGAAAAGAAAACAAAGGCAGUGGCCAUGUUACCUUGAAGAACAAUCCCAGAAGUGCAACUCCAUCACCGAAGAGAACAUCAGUCACUUCUAGGCCAUCAAUGGGACGAGGCAGCAGAGAUCGGUUCACAGGAGAAUCUUAUACAGUGUUGGGUGACACAGCAAUUGAAAGUGGGCAACAUUAUUGGGAAGUGAAAGCUCAAAAGGACUGCAAAUCAUACAGUGUGGGUCUCUCAUAUAGAACAAUUGGCAAGUUUGACCAGCUAGGAAAGACGAACACAAGCUGGUGCUUACAUGUGAACAACUGGCUACAAACAACAUUUGCUGCAAAGCAUAACAACAAAGCUAAAGCCUUGGAAGUGGCAGUACCAGAUCGGAUAGGUGUAUACUGUGACUUUGAUGGAGGUCAACUCUCAUUUUACAACGCAGAUACAAAGCAGUUACUGUAUAGCUUUAAAACAAAGUUUACACAACCAGUUCUCCCUGGAUUUAUGGCAUGGUGUGGUGGUAUCACAGUAUACACAGGACUACAAGUUCCAAGCGCUGUCAGAACACUGCAGAAGACUGAAAACGGAAUGAGCGGCUCAUCCAGCAGCCUAACCAGCAUUCCCCAAUAACAUAACACAUUAUGAUGAUAGAAUGAAAAGUUUACUCUGACCUGAGUGGAAUGCUAGUUAUGUCUUAUUUAAUUUAGUAACAUCAUGGUUGCUGUUCAUCAAAAGCAGAAGCAAACUGACCUUUAUGGGAUUAUUUGCCUGCUGCUCUGAAGCUUGCAAUGUCCUUGGUGCCUGACUAUGCUGCUCAGAUCCGAUGUUAGCAUCUGCUGCAAAUGAUUUCACAAGAGACUGAGUAAAUAGUGACUAGGCAAACAGAAAAUAUGCCAUACUUGUAGGUUGCCUGUUAUUACCAUGGAUGCAACCUGUGCAAUUUACCAUAGGCAUAUUCAAUGACUUGAUUUUUUACUUCCACUUACACCCACCUCUGUUCUUUAUGGGUGGGAUGCAGUGUUCUGUAGAACAAAUGUAAUUUUAAAAGGACUGUCUCAAUUUUAAUUUGUUGUAGAUAGGCUCAGAUUGCUGACAUGAUUGAUUCUGCUCUGUGUUUCAGUCCCCUUGGUAAUAUUCAAAUUGGAAAACAAAUCUGAUUCAUAUACAGUACUACUUUUGCAGGCAACCAUUAUUGAAAUUACCCAUAAAUAUUGAAUUUGAUUGACUUGGUGCAUAGCAGAGUGGUUGAAGGAAUAAUUUUAUAUUGGACCAAAUUGUGCUGAAGGUCUAGGAAAAGCAUUUUCGUCUGGGAUAAAAUUCCAGCACAUAUGAGAUGUUUCUUAGAUAUGACAUCAGUAUAAUGAUUUGGUAACACAUUUAUGUAUUUCUAAUUAUUGAUUCCAAGGCUCUUAACCACUUUUCAACCAUCCAUAGAAUAUAGACAUCCAGGUUUAUGGGCAUGUGAAAAUGUGUCUGGUCAGGAAAACUUCUUUUAAGAACAUUUGUCACUUAUUUUAUGUGAGAAUCAAGUAUAGUCUUUGAUAGUGGAUGUGCUUUGUUCAGGAAAUCGCAGUUUGAAGGUCCUGUCUUUCUCUAAAUGAGUCUCUGUUAGUGGUGUUUGAAGACUUGUUAAGUGAGGGCUUUGACUGUUACAUUAACAGAUGGCCAUAUUGUGGGACAGUCAGCUGUCAGUGUGUGAAAAAGCUGCUUAAUUGUGUUUUCUAAGAUGGCUGAAUAGGGCCAGAACCCCUAAUGAAUACAUUUUUUACAUUCACUUUGACUAAGAUACACUCAUGAUUCAGGGGAAUCAUAUUAGGGUAUUCUUAAAGUGUACCUCGUGUGAUCCCUUCAUUUACAGGCUGAACACAAUACUAAUUUCAGUAUGGGGCAAAGUAAGAGGGGACUUGAAUAACUGCAACCUUUGCUUCCUUUCUGCUGAUGUCAUUUAGGGAAGAAAUAGAGUGCCCAUAUGCAGGAGUUAUUAGCAGUAUGGCUAAAAUAUCUUACCAAAACAGGAACUUACAAGCUGUUUGAGUCUGUAGGGAGACGUUGUUGGCUAAUAAAGGUCUGUGAUUACAGCAGCCUCAGCACUGAUUUAAUUAGGCCUGAACCACAGAAGUGUACUAACAAGAGGGAAAAUGACCUAGUAGGCUUGUACACAGUGACCAUACAUGUAUCUGCACUAGAUCUCUAACAAGGUAAUUAUUAAAAACGUUUUGUUUGAAAAUUAGGGGCAAUGAGUGGUCUGGAGGCAGAGUGCUCUUUCAAUGUAGAACUCUUUAAAGGAUUGGUCCAAAAAAAAAAAAUUUGAUGACAGAGGUAGACGUUCACAUUUAAAGAACAUCUCCUGAAGUAAGCAUUAAAUGCUUAGUAUCAUUAAAGAAAAACUUUUAACAUGUUGCUCAGACAUACAAAAGUAAAGGUUGCAGCAGCACUCUGCAAAUGCACAUGAGCGCUGUUGAUAUGGAACAUUCUAAAUUGCAUUACUGCUAUAGUAAUUAUAAGUGUAAAUUUGAAGUGCAAUUGUACCUCCUAAACAGCCUUCCACAGUGCUAAGCAUAGGGCUUUGUAAUAGCUUGGCACAUACACCCUUCCCACUAUAUGAUUCACUUUACCGCACAUCAGACUCCUAAGAAACAGGGUAGGUGGGAUAGUUUUUUUUUAAGAUGGGCAGACCCAUGCCUGCACAAGCACUGAUCUAGCAGAUCAGCACUGCUAAGCCUUUUACUCUGCUUGAUGAUUGUGCGACCAGGGCCACAUGUCUAAUCACUGGAAUUUGUUUGGCCCUUUACAUACAUCUCUGGCGGCUGCACAUCCCCUGUUUAAAGGGAGUUGUGCAACUGACUAGCGAUGAUUUUUAGGGCCACAGAAUUCCAGCAGUCAGUCGAUAUACAUGCAAUUGCACAUUCAUUGGCUGAUCACUGGGACCUUUACACACCGUAAAAUCUGGUCUAUAAAUGCCUGUGUGAAAAGAUUUUUAUUUGACAUUUUUGCCACUUUGUCCACUUUGUAGUUGCGUAGUAGUUCAGCUUUAAAGGGGUACUCCGGAUAGCAAAAAUUAUUCAUAUCAUUUGUCUUUUCAUGGCCACAGCAACUGUAUUGUAAUAUACACUUACUAUCUGUAUUGGGCUGUUUUCCCUGUUGGAAUAUACUGGGGAAGACAUAAAUGAAGAUAGACCUGCCAUCCUCUGUCCACUUUGUCUCCUUCCCCCCUCUAGAGACAGAGAUCAUGUGACACUUUGUACUGGCUUUCAGCAUCCUCGGUUGUCAUACUGACAAGCCACGCCCCCUUUCUGACAUCGUCCAACAAAAUCACCCCUCUCAACAGUUUCAGAAGUGAGGACUGCGGGGAAUGUAGUUUUACUAGGGUGUGCAGGAGAAAGGAGCAGAGAGAAAACGGAGCAGUAGGCAGAGGAGGAAGGUGCAUUGGGGAGCAGUGAAUGGUGCCAGAAACAAGCCAGGGGGACUGUAAGUACAUUCCACACCGUGUGGAGUCCUUUUUUAUUUAUUUAUUUUUUUAGGUCCCCCGGGUAACCCCUUUAAUAGCAGUUCAGAUGAGCUAAGCUAAAGGGAACCUGUACUGGUGGCAGGUUCCCUGUACAGUCAAGUACAUGUUUUUAAUGAGCACAGAAAUAAAUUAUUUACAUUUUACCAACAUAAGACUAAAUUCGCGCUGCAUAAAACUUCCCGACUUGCCAAUCGUUAAGAAAAUUACGCACGUAUAAUACAUCAGGAGUUUUUACAUAGUGUGAACUAAGAUGCAUUAAGACAAAAUAAUGUUGUUUUGAUGUUCCACAUUAUAGUGAUCUUUUGUAACAAAGUCAGAGGAGUCAUAUCUCUGAAAUCCAGCCUUCAGUUACUGUAUAUAAAAUGUGUCCAUUGUGUACGUAUGUAUCUGCUAUGACAUAUAUACAAGUAUGCAAACUGUAAAAUGCCUUUGGAAAUCUUUUCCAACUUAAUCUGGUAAUUAGAAGAAAAGACAUGUGUUGUAAAUACACAAUUACAGACAUCAAUGUACAUUUUUCUUCCUUUUAAUCCUCUUGUGUAUCUUGCUUUAUUCAUUUCCCUGGCACUUCUUAUUUACUUUUUUUUUUUUAACCUUCCAUGUUUGUGGUUUGUGGGUGUUAUCGCUAGUUUUAUAUGGAAUUAUCAAAAUUAAUCCACAAAAUCAAUCAGAUUAUUGCCACAAUAUGGCAUGCACCCAUCCCCAUGUACAACCAAGGACUCUACAAUAAACUCGGAUAUAAGUGAAAAGAUCACGGCACCAGUGUAUUGGAAGAAUGUAAGAUUAUUUUAUGCAUCAUUUACCAGCUCAAUGUAUUCCACCCAAUAUUAAUACUGUAACAUACACAUUUAGGCACACAAUACGAAUAAAUUACCUUCUCUAAUA
This is a messenger RNA of Hyla sarda, 5523 nucleotides long. It is a transcript of the gene FSD1L, whose product is annotated as fibronectin type III and SPRY domain containing 1 like. The transcript is spliced from 14 exons. NCBI's taxonomy places the organism in Eukaryota, Metazoa, Chordata, Amphibia, Anura, Hylidae. Gene Ontology annotation, molecular function: protein binding. The record is from RefSeq and is a predicted model, not a curated record. The coding region runs from base 240 to 1763 and encodes 507 amino acids.